Bemisia tabaci is the source of this 900-nucleotide messenger RNA. Lineage: Eukaryota; Metazoa; Arthropoda; Insecta; Hemiptera; Aleyrodidae. The record is from RefSeq and is a predicted model, not a curated record.
AGGGCUGUUUAUCAUGGGUGCAAUGGUGAAUGUGGCAUUCCUUCGGCGAUUUGGCAAGCGAAGGAUCGCCCUAUUCUCGCACAUCCUAGCGGGUAUCUGUAUCCUUAGCAUCGGAAUGUAUGCCUCAUUCCUCCAAAGUUUGACACAAUACCCACUUCGCGUUUGGUUACCCCUUAUGCUCUGGUUCAUCAUAAAAUUCCUCCAUGGCUUCAGCAUCAUCACCUUACCGUGGCAGCUUGUUUGCGAGGUUUUCCCUCUUUCGGGCCGAGGUACAGCUACGGGCCUUGCAGCCGCUUGGACUCAUAUUGUGAUGUCCGUCUUGACUAAGACGUACCUGUACAUGGAGGCGUGGCUGGGAUUCAGUGGCGUGAUGUACCUUUACGGAGUAUGUACCAUGGCUGGGGUCGUCCAUCACUACUUUUACUUACCGGAGACGGAGGGGAAAACUUUGGAGCAGAUCGAGACGUAUUUCACCAAAAACCACGACAAGAGGGAGAAAUUCUCCGUUGGGAAGCUGCAACGGCAGCGGGCUCAAAGUGGAAGUCCAUUUUAAUUCAAGGAGGAAAAUGAGGGAGGGCGUGAAUUCGAUCGAAAAAUGAGAACAGGAAUCGAUCGACAUGAAUCGAUCGACACCGAUUCGAUCAACAAACCCGUGAAUCAAUCGACAAAAGUUGUGAGUCCAUCGACAAACGCGUGAAUCGAUCGACACACCCGUCAAUCGGUCGACAAAAGCCAUGAGUCAAUCGACAAAUCCGUUAAUCGAUCGACAAGUCCGUGAAUCGAUCGAAUUUUGCCGAUCGAAUCGGUGUCGAUUGUUUCACGUCGAUCGACUCAAUUCUUCUAUCCUUCACCAGGAUUAAAACCGAAUUUCACUCAUCAAUUUCUCACGUAACACGUUAC